CCCCCCCCGCCCCCCGUCUUCUUCCGUCUUCCGAAAGAAUCUUUUAAGCGUCGGCGCCCCGCGGAUGAGGCCUACGCGAGUGACGCCUUCGGCCUUCGCGUGAAAUCAACAUAAAAUGGGCAAGAGCAAAGGUGGACGGAAGAAGGCCGUCGCAGUGGCACCCGUGGACUCUCCUAAGAGUGACUUCAUUGUCGAGAAGGUGCUGGACCGACGGGUGGUCAAAGGCCGCGUGGAAUAUCUGCUCAAGUGGAAGGGCUUCAACGAGAGCUUUGGAAAAGAGACGAUGGAAACGAAUUCCAAAGUGGAGCAGUGCGAGAGACCUGCAGUGUGCAGCAAUGACAACACCUGGGAGCCUGAGGACAACCUGGAAUGCCCGGAGCUGAUCAAUGUCUUUCUGGAAAAGCAGCGGCAAGCCAAAGAGCUGCUAAUCCAAGCAGACCGAAACAAGGGAAAGAGAAAAUCUGAAGAUAAAGACAGUGAUGACACAAAGAAGAUAAAAACAGAACCGAAGGGCUUCGAUCGUGGUCUGGAGCCAGAAAAGAUUAUUGGGGCCACAGACUCCUCAGGAGAGCUGAGAUUCAUGAUUAAAUGGAAGGGCUGUAACGAUGCCGACUUGGUCCCAGCCCGGGAGGCCAAUUUGAAGUGCCCCCAGGCAGUGAUCGCUUUCUACGAGAAGCGGCUCACCUGGAGCGCGGCCGACAAUGAUAAAGCCUAGGGGGGCGGGGUGGGGGGGGGAUGAGCGUUGUGACCUGUUGCGAGAGAGCCACCUUCUGUGUUGGCAUCAAAUUCCACCUUUCUUGUUUGAUUCGCUCUUCGUUAUUUGUUCUGUUAUGAGCAUUGCACUAAACUCCACCAACAAACGUGUAGUUUAGCCCUCAGGUGCUGUACGCAGAAUUAUUUAAUGUGUUGCUUAUGGUAUCUUACUAGGUCAUUCAAUAAUUCAUACAUUGUACACUGGGAGAGAUACAGCAAGUUGGUAGUCCACAAGCACGCACGACAAAAUAUGAUGACAGAUGUUAAUUUUACUGGGUCAUUUCACUGGCCAGUGUUUACUAUUUUGUGCACUCAGGAACGUUAUUAAAUACCUGACCACAAUUAGUCUUGUUUGCUGUCAUCCAUUUUAUAUUACAUUCCAAAAAAAUAAAUGCACUUUUAUUGCAAAGAGUGUUUUUGGAAGUUUAAUAUUUAAUUCAUUUCUUUGUUGUAAAUGCAAUUGUCUGCAGUGUUUGGGCAACUUAACAAAACUUUGGGUACUCAGGAACUGCAUAAAAAAUAUAGAAUUCAUAUUUUAUUUAGUUUGUCAGCAUCACAUAAUCAAACAUAUAAUUGUUCAUUUUAUUCCUGAAUCUUUUGAGCUGCAUAAUAUAAAUGUUACUGUUUUUAUUGUAGAGCAAUGGACAAAAGGGCAUUGCUGGAAAUAAAACAUUCUCGAUGAAUUAAUAACAUACAAGUUGUGCAAGCGCAGAAAAUCUUUUAACAUUUAAAAUAGGAAACAUGCAAACUGUUGCAAAUAGUUUUAAAAGGAAUACAGAUUUACAAGCAGGUAGGGUAAACUCAUUUAAAAUGUGUGUAAAAUAUUCUUGGCAAUGUGACAAAACAUUUAAUGAUAAUACGACUUGGGGGUAGGUUUGUACAGUAAUAACCCGGUUUACAUCUGGGAUGCAUCCCCGAGAGGUGCGACGACGAAAAUCACAAGCGAUUUUCAGUGCAGGAGGUGGAGGCAAAGGCUGAAGAGAUCGAUCAAGAUAAGAGAUGGAUGAUGAUGAUGCUGUCACGUGAUGUAAAUGCGGGUUGAGGCAACGCAAACCCAUGUAGCGGUGUUAACAACGUAACGACUUAUUCGUUCUUUCGCUAAAGUCGCGUAGAUAGAAAAAUAAUAAAUAUGAAGUGAAAUAAAAUUGAAUACAAAACUAAUGUAGGCUGUGGCUUGGUUCUAAUCGGAGCGAGUGUACUUGGCAGUCUAUUAUGUAGACUAGCAAUGGUUAUUAAGCUGGGUGAAUGUACUGGCAGUCUAUAAUGUAGACUGUAGCCUGGUUCUUAACCUCGGUGAGUGUACUGGCAGUCUAUAAUGUAGACUUAUUCUGGUACUUUCGGUAAUAAAAAAAUGAAUGAAAAUCUUUAAUUUUUUAUUACCGAAAACCAGAAUAAGUCUAGCGCUGGUUCAGUUUAACCAUUGCUGCAGUCUACAUUAUAGGCUGCCAGGACACUCCGAUUAGAACCAAGCUCCAGUCUACAUGAGUGUUUUCUUUAAUUUUAUUUUGAUUCACUUUUAAGAUUUUUUUUCUAUCUACCAAAUGAACCAAGAAUAUGAAUUCCUGCAGUCACAAAAGUAACGACGCAAAAGGGGGAGAUGUAAAUCAAGGUAUUGCUGUAUAUACGAUACAAAAACAUGAGCCAUAUACUGUUAAGAGCGUACAAUGAAGGUCCGGUGUUGACUUGAAAAGUUCUGGGAUCUGUGGAAGAGGUGAGGCGCCUUUCUCGCUGUGCGUUACCGUCUAAUGUAAUGUACUUGACCAAGUGGAAAAUACUACGUUUUGGUUUAUUCUAUUCAAAUCAAUUUUAUUGCAUAUGAUGUAUUGAUUAAAAAAAAACAUUUUCUUUGUGUUUUGAAAAGAAUUUUCGAUGCUAAAUAAAAGCAUCUUUUCACACUU
Messenger RNA from Petromyzon marinus (sea lamprey), 2651 nucleotides. RefSeq names its product chromobox protein homolog 3-like. Gene Ontology annotation, cellular component: nucleus. NCBI's taxonomy places the organism in Eukaryota, Metazoa, Chordata, Hyperoartia, Petromyzontiformes, Petromyzontidae. The record is from RefSeq and is a predicted model, not a curated record.